GAUGUGGCAUUGACAGUGAUUUCAUGAAAAAAAUAAAAAAAAUACCCAAAGAAAAACAACAAACCGGCGCGUGAACGCGACAGAGACGUUUUUAGAUCGAGAGAGCGCGAGAACAGAUCAGACUUCAGCUGUAAAACGAGCACUUUUUAACGGAGAAAAGAAGAUUGUAGUACUUCAUAGAAAUAAUAAUAAUAAUAAUAAGUAAAAUAAAGACCAAGAUGCCUCGCGGGUUUUUGGUGAAACGGAGUAAACGUGCCUCGGGGGGGUCGUACCGGAUCCGACAUGAGUGCUCGGAGAUGCAGAAAUCAGACCCGCAUGCGCUGAAGAACGAGAUGCCGCGAGACCUGGUCAGAGCACCGUGUACGGACGCCACAGCAGCACGCACUUUGCACGCGCAGCUGCCGGAACACUCAGCUCUCGCGCCCGUGCAGAGUGUCUUCCACAGCAGUAUCAGUAAUGAUGAUGAUGAUUAUGAUCACGGCGCGGAGGAGGCUUGUCACAGACCCGCGGUGCCCCUGAGCGCGGGAUUAAAGCGCUCCCCGUUCCCUCGGUGUCUGAGCUCACCGGCCGCGGCAGCAUCGUUCCCGGUGUCCUCCAUCGAGAGCCUCCUCCUCUCCAGCCACGCGGACAUUAAGUUUGCUCCAUACCCUUCAUCAUUUCAGCAGAACCUGAAGCCCGAGACUAAGAGCAAGCCGCCGGUGAGGAAACCGAAAGUCGCCCGGAAACUCACCUUUGAAGACGAGGUCACGACCUCUCCGGUGCUCGGACUGCGGAUCAAGAAGGAGAGCCCCGAGACCGCGCCGUUACCGAGGAGCAAGAAGCCACUGGGUGAGUUCAUCUGUCAGCUCUGCAAGGAGGAGUACCCGGACCCGUUCUCCCUGGCGCAGCACCGAUGCUCGCGCAUCGUCCGGGUGGAAUACCGGUGCCCCGAGUGCGACAAAGUGUUCAGCUGUCCCGCUAAUCUGGCCUCACACCGUCGCUGGCACAAACCGCGCGACUCGCAGGAGGGGAAAAAGUCUCAGGUGCACGAGAAAGCGUCGGUGGAAGGAAAAGAGAACGCGACCGACUUGAGAGUGAAGCAGCAGCAGCAUCCUCCUCCUCAUCAGCAUCAGCACCUGUUUUUCUCCGCCGAGAGCGCACAGAGCGGCAUGCCUCCCGCGGACACGCGCUGCGGCGGGGCGGAGAAGUGCUUUGAUCUCCGCACGAGCGCCAGUGAUGACGGCUCGAGGCUGUUUGAGCGCCGCCGCGACGACACGGCCUCCCUCGCGCCUGGGUAUCUGUGCGCGCGAGCAGGAGGAAGAGGAGGCAUAGAGGAGGAAGAGGAAGAGUACGCGUGCCACUACUGCACCAAGAAGUUUCGGAGGCACGCGUACCUGAGGAAACACCUCGCCGCCCACCAGAGCGUCCACGCGGCGGCGUACAAGCACGCGGAGAGCGCGCCGAUCCCGUUCACGUGCCACCUGUGCGGCGCGCGCUUCCCCUCGGCGGAGGUGCGCGAGAAGCACCGCCUCUGGCACGCGCUCGCUGGACCGGGACCGGGCAAGACGGCGGGCGCGCUGAUGCGAGCGGAUCUCAUGCUGCCUCCAAAACCGAGUCGCAUGUGGGAGGUUCCGACUUGA
Ictalurus furcatus (blue catfish) is the source of this 1619-nucleotide messenger RNA. RefSeq names its product insulinoma-associated protein 2. Gene Ontology annotation, cellular component: nucleus; transcription repressor complex. The coding region runs from base 219 to 1619 and encodes 466 amino acids. Gene Ontology annotation, molecular function: DNA-binding transcription repressor activity, RNA polymerase II-specific; RNA polymerase II cis-regulatory region sequence-specific DNA binding. The record is from RefSeq and is a predicted model, not a curated record. The transcript has a single exon. Gene Ontology annotation, biological process: negative regulation of transcription by RNA polymerase II; neuron differentiation; regulation of cell cycle process. Lineage: Eukaryota; Metazoa; Chordata; Actinopteri; Siluriformes; Ictaluridae.